AUGGCAGACCGGAGUAGCGAACAAAAUGAAGAGCAUUCCGAACCUGAACAGAGCUCUAUUCCUUGUCAAGACACUGGUGCUUCAAAUGACAAUGUUGACCAAAUUCAAGGGGAAUACCAACCGGAACCUAGCUCUGCUUCUUGUCAAGAUGCCAAUGAUUCAGCCAAUGACAUUGGUUCGACAUCUGAUUCUGAUACAGAUUCGAGCAUGGGUGAAAACAUUUUAGAAUAUGAACGAACUUUAGCCGAAUAUGUUAUUCAUGAGGGGAUGCCCUUUCGGCUAGCGAAUAGGUCUGGGUUUGAAUUGUUCUGGGAUCGUCUAGGCCCUGGGUGCAAUUCAAUUCCAUCAGAACUGACAAUUGCUAAGCAUUGUUUCAAUCUCUUCCGUGAAGAAUCCAAGAAGCUCAAGGAAUUUUUAGAAAAAUCAUGUUCAGGCGUUUGCCUCGCUGCAGAAACUUGGACAUCAGUUCAUGAUUUUAAAUAUGUGUCUCUUACAGCUCAUUUCAUCGAUGAACACUGGAGACUUCAGAGACGGAUGCUUAACUUCUGUAUGAUUGAAGAUCAUGAAGGUGACACCAUAGGAAGUACAAUUAAGAAGUGUUUGUUGAAAUGGGGGAUUAAAAAGCCGUUUACAUUAACAGUAGAUGAUGCAAGCUCUGAUGUAAUAACACAUUUGAAGGGAUAUUUGAAAGAUUGGAAAGGGCUAAUGUGUGAUGGAGACUAUCUGCAUGUGAGAUGUUAUGCUCAUAUUUUAAACAUGGUGGUAACUGAUGGGUUGAGGGAUUUGAGUGACUCUAUUUCUGCCAUUCGCAAUGCUAUUCGAUAUGUCAGGCUAUCUUCAGAAGGACUUGAAACAUUCAAAAGGUUAGUUCAAAAAGAAAAGAUUGAGUCCAAGAGUCUUGUGCGCUUGGACAUUGUUUCCAGGUGGAAUUCUACUUACAUGAUGCUGGAACGUGCUGUUAAGUUUCAGAAAGUGUUCGAGAGAAUGGAAAAUGAAGAAAAGGGAUACAAGGCAUACUUUAAGGAAGGUGUGGAUAAAAUUGGUCCGCCUACAACUUCUGAUUGGAGUAAAGUUUGUGCGUUUGUUCAGUUUUUAAAGAUCUUUUAUGAUGUUACUUUGAGACUCUCUCGAUCAUUACGUUUGACACCAAAUGAAAGCUUUCAUGACAUCACUCUUGUUCAGGACAUGUUACAACAAAAAAUUACAGAUGAAGAUCCUCUUAUUAGGGAUAUGGCUAAGAAUAUCAAACGUAAGUAUGAUGAGUAUUGGGGGAAACUAGACAACUUGAACCCCUUGUUGGCCAUAGCAGUGAUAUUGGAUCCUAGAUAUAAACUUGACUAUGUCAACUUGGUUUUUGAAAAUAUAUAUCUUGAUGCUGAAGUGUGUGCAGCCAUGAAGAAAAAGAUCAAAGACACUUUGUACCGGUUAUAUGAAGAAUAUUCUGUGUUGGUUGUUAAUGAACCUCCUGAAAACCCUAAAGAUAACAGUGAAUCGAGUAGAAUUGACGCUGGGGUAUUACCUGGAGCAUCUUUUGUUUUUACAAAUCUGAAGGAGAAAGUAUUGAAGAAAAUGAGAGUGACUUGGGAUCCAAAAACAGAGUUGGAGAAGUAUCUGACAGCUGAUUUAGUUGAUGAUUACCCUUCUUUUGAUAUCCUGAUUUGGUGGAAAUAUAAUGCUCCAAAGUAUAAAGUACUUUCUCUGAUUGCGCGUGAUGUAUUAGCUGUGCCGGCAUCUGCAUCGUCAGAACAUGUCUUCAGACCUAGAGAGCGGGUGCUCGAGGAAUAUAAAAGUAAUUUACCGGCAAAGAUGGUUGAAGCACUAAUGUGUGCCAAAAAUUGGCUGACUGCCAAAAGUGUCAAAUUUAGUGAUGGUGAUUUUAACCAACAUGAGGAGCCUGAAGAAGGAGAUUCAGAUUUCGAUGAUGAUGAAGUUUACCUUGUCUUUGAGUAAUGUCUUUU
Messenger RNA from Neltuma alba, 1958 nucleotides. Its product is annotated as zinc finger BED domain-containing protein RICESLEEPER 1-like. Lineage: Eukaryota; Viridiplantae; Streptophyta; Magnoliopsida; Fabales; Fabaceae. The coding region runs from base 1 to 1950 and encodes 649 amino acids. The transcript has 2 exons. The record is from RefSeq and is a predicted model, not a curated record. Gene Ontology annotation, molecular function: protein dimerization activity; DNA binding.